Messenger RNA from Diaporthe citri, 2520 nucleotides. RefSeq lists its product as uncharacterized. The coding region runs from base 1 to 2520 and encodes 839 amino acids. NCBI's taxonomy places the organism in Eukaryota, Fungi, Ascomycota, Sordariomycetes, Diaporthales, Diaporthaceae. The record is from RefSeq and is a predicted model, not a curated record. Gene Ontology annotation, biological process: regulation of chromosome condensation. The transcript has 2 exons.
AUGAUGGCCACCCCAAAGGGCGCCGGCUUCUCCCGCAACAGGCGCGUCACGACAUACAGCAAGGCAUUUGGGCGAAGGUCGCGGCCGGAGGAAAAGGGGAAAGACGGACGAAGUGUCACUGCUCCGCUCGAAUCCAGCACCAUCUGGGACUUCCAAGAUGACGACGAGAUUAGUAGCCCGGUCGUCACGUUGCCCAAGUCCAAAUUCAAGCAAUACGGUCGCAAGAUCGAACAGCAGAAGACACGCCGCGUUGCUGAGGUCACCCCGAGACCAGCGCCGGUCGCGCAGGCAAAAGUCCUCCCAAAUCCGAAGAGAAGGAGAACAUCGCCCAGUCAUGGAGAUUCUCGAGGCUUUCGCGCGCGCGCUUACUCGACGCCACCGUCGCCGCCUCCUUCUCUUCCGUCACCACCUCACGAGGCCAUGCCGCCACCAAAGACCGUCCCUAAAGCAUCAAAACCAAGAUCGAUCUUGCGGGUCUCUUCCUCCGGCUCAGCCAAAGCAGCAACAAAGGAAACGACAAUGAGAGACGCCCCCGCUAAGAGUGUGCCCUUCUCUCCAGCGAUCCCGAAGAACCUCAAGACUUUGAGUAUCAACAAAAACAGGAAAGAGUCCGUGCAGACGCAGAUCCCCUUCCGACCAGGUCAAACCCCGCGCAACAUUUCAGGAACCCGCCAAGAAAAGGCAUCAACUUCCAAAGUAGUGAGCCCCACUAUUGGUGACUCACAACGCCAGCAUGGUUCUGCAACUCGAAAGCGAAAAAGGUUGAUCGAUGAGCUCGCGGCUCAGGCGGACGAGAGCUCGGAUGAGGAUGACGAUCCGGUGGACUGGUCCCAGGCCUCGCGUCAGACACCCGAGCCACAGGAUCUGCCAAAUUUCCCUAGCACGCCGGAACCAAAGAUCCCCAAAAGUUUUGGGCGUCCGGAGUCUGCAAAGAAGAGGACAGGCCCCAAAGUGACCUACAGUGCCCGCAGAACGCUUCUUGCCGAAGGCAGUUCAGCCGGUGGCCUGGAAACUGUCGACGAGGACGCGUGGUUGAAGGAGCCUAUCCUUCCCACUGGCGGUUCUCAGUUCGACAUGGAUGAUGACGACGACGACGAAACAUACACAAAGGGUGCCGUGCGUAGCAUACACGAGCUGCGACAGGCUGGCGCGAAUAGCAGGUUUGCAGACGAGAUCGAAGACUUGCUGGCGCGGAUCGGCCGACCGAGCGGCAAGACCAGCUCCAGCAGGCGUAAUGCCCUGGUCGAGCUGUCGCAGAAAAUGUCAGACAAGAGCUUUGUCCGGAAGUUCCGUGACCACAACGGCGACAGGAGCCUCUUUGAGCAGGUCGGCAAAGAAACAGACAUCAUUGCUGGAUAUGCGCUUGUGGCUAUCUUGACAACACUCCUGGCAUCAACGGCAUCAACCCAUAUCAUGAGUCAGCUCCAGGGCCAGGGCCUGUCAUUGCUUCUCAAACGACUCCUCACUAUCCCUGCGGACAUUCAACCGAUUUCCAAGGACAGGACGAGCAACCUGUCAAGGAACGGACAGCAGGCCAUGUCCAAGUUGAAGGCAUCUCUUCUCAUCCUCCCGAUCUGGGAACCGACCACGCCUUUCAUGCUGUCACCCAGAAGAUUGGCUCUCAAGGCUCUGGAACUUAUUGUUAAGCACUCCGGGCCGGUCGAGGGCGAACUCUUCUCUCCUGAUGUGACAGACCAACUAUUCUCGCUGUUGGCAGAUGCGUCUGAGCCCGACUCUUGGAAAUACCCGCGCACAGAUGAAUCUAUAGACUUCCAUUUGGCACUGUCGCUCUUGGAGUCUUACUCGGUCCAGGCCAUGCAAACCGAGUCGAAGGACAGGUGGACUUUUAAGCACCUUCCCAUCAUUGCUGACACGCUUGGCACUACGCUCCGACGCAGCAAUGGUCGUCUUGGUGAAGUUGGCCUCCUGGUCCUAAAGCUGACCCUCAACACCGCAAACAACAAUCACGACGCUGCGACUGCGUUCAUAGAGAAGGGAACUGUGCGAACGCUUGCCAAUGCGCUGUGUGACACCUUUCAGACGGCGACGGCCGCGAUCGAUGAUACGGACGUCUUCAACAUCCAUCUCGAAUCGCUUCUGCUGAUGUCGGGCGUCUUGAUCAAUUUCUCCGAGCACGAUCGAAAUACGGGCGGGGCUCUUCUGAGUGCCCAGGAUGACAACGAGGCCCCGCUCAACAGGCUUGUUACGCUCUUCCUUAAUCACCACGCAGCCACGUCCGAGGCGGAUUCGGUGGAGAAGACUCAGUUGAACGUCGCCUUCGGGUACCUGUCAUUGCUGCUUGGGUACAUGUCCCUGUACGAACCAGUGCGAAAGCGAUUCAGCUCUAUGCACAAAGCAGGGAAUCUUGCGCCUUUACUGGAGUCGAUACGCGAGUUCAUCGCAUAUCACCGUAUGACAGACGCUGCAAUCGCGCAGGCCGGUGAUGGCCAGGAAUCUCAGUACUCGAGCUUCACGACGAAGCUGCAGGGUCUUGUGGAACGACUGGAAAGCUACGCAUAA